Molecule: messenger RNA, 2822 nt
Organism: Brachypodium distachyon (stiff brome)
Lineage: Eukaryota; Viridiplantae; Streptophyta; Magnoliopsida; Poales; Poaceae
Exons: 5
Coding region: 323-2578 (751 amino acids)
Biological process (GO): regulation of photomorphogenesis
Source: RefSeq, a predicted model, not a curated record
CGCGAGGGAGGAAGGGAGAAGAAUCGUCCUCCCAAUUGCCGCCCACACGUUUUUAUUCCGCGAUUGGGACGGCGACGCGCGGUGCGGGAAAGGAGUGGCCGAGCGGCCGGGGCUGAACCCUCUGAUCGGUCCGCCCUUGGCUGGCUGUGGCGCAAGUGGAUUUAGGCACAGGUUCUUAGUUGGCUUGUGUGGCUUGUGCUUGCCGGAAUUUGGUUGGUUCUGUCUGAGCUAGCGGUGGAGGCGCCCUGAUCUGUGUUCUGUUGGAGAAAGGAAACGAGCGGCUGCCGAGGAAUUUUUUUUCAAUCUGAACUGCACUUCAGUCAUGUCUGAUGGUGCUUCCAGAAGAUUUGGUGAGAAGGACUUUGAAAUUAUGCUGAGCAAAAGUGAUGUCAGGGAAUCAUCUUACCGCAAGCAUUCCCUCUGGAUGGCACACUGGACCAGGGAUGGCAACAGUGCAGAACCUCUAAAUUCCAAGAGCUGUCGUCCUUUUGAGGAAAUCGAUGAUGUCGGUUAUUCAAAAGAUUGUGGUAAUUUACCUUUUGAGCUCAUGAAAGCUAGAGUGGCUGAAAGGUUGAUGGUGGGAGUUAGCCAUGGGGGUGCCUCUUCAGGGAGUACACGGCAACUCAGUUCUAAUAUGUGGGGUGUGGCACAUGAUGUUUCACAAGAAGUUCAAUGCAAGAAUACUGACCAGUUUGAUAGGCCUUUCGAAAGUUCGAUGGUGCAGAAAAAUGUGAACUUAUAUGCUGCUAAGACAGUGGUAUCCGGAAGAUUUUCUGUUCAUAAGCCUUCAGAUUUAUCUGUGGAUUCCCAUAAACUUUUGAGCUCUGACAGUCUAAGUUCAGAAUGGAGUCAUUUCCCUAUGUUUGCAAUCAAUAGGAAGAUUGACAGUAUACUUAAUCCAAGACGGUCUGCUCUUGCUACGUCGUCUGAUAAGAUUUUUGUUCCACAAAAUACUUUGAAGGCAAACAUAUCUACAUCUAAUGUGAUGGCAUUCUCAUCGAAGGAAUAUCAGUUCCAGACGCACCAAGUAAGUGAUGAGAAUAUGACUCACUGCAAAUCUGCAGGAGUCAUACUAUCUCACCUAGAUGAUGAUGUCGGCCUUAAUUCUGACCGUGCAGUAAGAAAACUGAAAGGACCUUUAUCAAUUGAAGAAUCAUGCUCUUGCAGUAAGGAUGAAACUAACUCAGCAUGUUCGUUACUAGCAGACGAGCUCCGUAGUAGCCACUCAAAGGGGUCACCUUUUUGGUCUGGUAAGGAUAAGUUCAUGUUUGAAGCGAGCCGAAAAGAGAAUGAAAUUGUUGAAGAUUUUUUCUUGCAACAGAAGUUAGGAACAUCUGGAGGAUGCCAAAAAGAACAAGAUUUUGAAGUAGCGUUUCAUGAGCCAGCACUAGGUAGAGAAUACCAGAUGAAAUCAGUUAACGCCUCUUCCAUCAGCAAGGGCAUUGAUGUGGACAUUAAUGGCCAUGCCGGGACAUUUGCUGAUUUAUUACAAGGUGAACAACAGCAUCCGAGUACACAAAACGGGGAUUCUCCUGCGAAUUUGACAGAGUCCUCCAAGCUACCUGAUACAAUUGAAAAGAUAUCGACAAUGAAGAGCAAAGGCGAAGCACUGGGUUGUAGAAAACCGCCAAAGCAAAAGUCGACACAUAGCAAACAAAAGGGGUCCUGCUUAUUUGAAAUGCUAACACUGCCAUGCAAAUCACAUGUUACAUGCUCCAAGGAUCCAACAUGUUCGGGGAUUUCUUGCAGUAACAAAGGCAGAUGUUCAUUGGGAACGCAGAAGCAGUUCUCAGCUAAAACCGAUACAUACACGGAUACUUAUCAUGCAUCAAAAUCCACAGCAGGGUUUGCUUCAAUGCCAAUACAAAAGGACCGUGGUUGUUCAGACUCAGGGAAAACUGAACGGUUAGUGUCCUGCGAAGGAAAUGAAACAAUCAACAUGUGCUCGGAUUAUCAAAACUCUUCUUCAAAAGCAGCUUGCGCCAGUAACCAAGACUGGAGCAUACCCAAAACUUCAAGCAUGAAUCUAGAUCUGGUUCUCUUUCAAAUAAGCAGAAUGAGAAAUCCAAUUUCCAAGGCUCUAACAGAGUCACCAGCAAGCUCAGAUCCAAGUGACAAGUGGCUCAAACGCCUGAAGUGUGAUAUUUCAGAUUCUCAUGUUUCUUGUUCCAAGAGAUUAAAGAUUGGAGAUGGUCCAGCAACUGAAGGAACAUGUGCCAUGUUCGGUGAAGUGCUUGAUUAUAAGAGGGACAGAACUAGCAUGAUCAAACAUGUGAAGGAGGACCAACUGAUGCAUGAAACUUCAAUGGAGCAAGAAAACCAAGACUUGUCUUCUAUUUCAGCAAAAAGUCUUAAUGACUGGAUAGGGAGAUGGUGCCAAGGUGGCACCCCUAGUUUUCACGGAACUUCAAGUCUAGGAAAACAAUCACGUAAGUCGACCUCGCCACCUGAUUGUCUCGAAGGUCAGUUUCCAAGCAUUGCAGCGAUGGCUAUGAUGGGGCGUGUAAUGAACAAGCUACGGCCAUGUGAACUUCAGAAGAGGGGUCCUUCUGUAGUCUGGAAUACGGAGGGCUUAUGAAAUUUGCUUAGUUUCUAUCUAGCUGUAUUUCCUACUGGCUAUUGUCCGUCAAUUAAAAUCCCAGGCAGAGAUAAAUUGGUACACUUCUCGCAGUGUCGACGAUGAUUGUGCUAUUAGCAUUCCCUCACAGAAAAAGAGAUCUUAUUCCAAUGAGAUAGGAAAAUAUUUGUGUUAUCAACCAUGUGUGAUAGCUAGGGAACUGAUUAUCCGUCUUCUGAAUGACGACCUAUUUGUUUUCCGAACA